AUGCCUCUAGUACCCCCGUCGGAAGCAGAGAUAUUGGGACAAUCAAAGCACAAAACGGUCCGCUUUUCUCACAUCGUUGCUAUCAUUGCGUCUCUAGCGACCUGGGCAUAUGCCCUCCUCUCCUUCACUCAGCCCGUCGCCAACUACAAAUGGCCGACGCAGUUCGUGCGGAGCGCACAAGCCAACCUCCAGGUUAUCGUGCAGGGUUCUGGCCCUACAGUCGAUAUAAUCCCCUCGUACGGACGAGACGGUAGCGAUGAUUUCGACUACUUCAGCUCUGCGCUCGCCGCCGCGGGCUUCCUCGUCCUCCGCCCCCAGCCCCGCGGCACAUUCGAGUCCACUGGCCCAAUGACAAACGUUACGCUCGAAGACCUAGCGGCAGACAUCAUCUCCGUCAUCGACACACUCGGUGGCGGCGAAGCAAUCGUCAUCGGCCAUGCCUUCGGCACGUUUUUGACAAAAUUCAUCGCUAUGCCGUAUCCUGAAAAAGUAUCUUCGAUUGUCGUCGCCGCACCAGGGGGAAUCAAUCUUCCUACAAGCGUUGAGAACAUGCCAUUUAUCGCUGGUAACGCUUCGCUUCCUCUAGCUGAGACGCUGGACGCGCUGAAGACCGCGUUCUUUGCACCAAACCAUGAUGCCCAUUUGUGGCUUGAUGGGUGGUACACCGACGUUCUGGUUAUGGAGCAUGGCGCGGUGGAGGCUUACGGGAGCUUAACGUCGCAAUGGGGCGGGGGAAAUGACACACAGGUGCUUGAGAUUAUUCCUGCCGACGAUCCGUUCCAGCCAAAGAGCGAGUGGAACGUGACGACUAGUUUGUAUCCUGACCGGGCUACCUCUGUUGUUAUCCAUGAUGCUUCCCAUGCUCUGUUUCCCGAGCAAGGUUGUGCUGUUGUUGAUGCUGUUCUGCCGUGGCUCAAGUUGCAGAGCGCGAAGUUGAGGUGA
Penicillium longicatenatum is the source of this 942-nucleotide messenger RNA. RefSeq names its product alpha/beta fold hydrolase. NCBI's taxonomy places the organism in Eukaryota, Fungi, Ascomycota, Eurotiomycetes, Eurotiales, Aspergillaceae. The record is from RefSeq and is a predicted model, not a curated record. Bases 1 to 942 code for a protein of 313 amino acids. The transcript is spliced from 2 exons.